AUGGAUUCCAUCUCUUCGUCGCUUGAUGUGGCUUAUGCCAUUAGUGAGGUCUUUCAGUUUGUGGCUAACAUGGAACAACACCGAGAUCUCUUUGACAAUGGGCCCCUCCAAGGGCUCUCGAAUGAGAAGGCCCAGGGGAACAUUGACGACCUCAAGAAGGAUCUGCAGGCCAAGGAGAAGUUUGUAGCCAAUUAG
Ilex paraguariensis (yerba mate) is the source of this 195-nucleotide messenger RNA. The record is from the annotation of a GenBank genome assembly. NCBI's taxonomy places the organism in Eukaryota, Viridiplantae, Streptophyta, Magnoliopsida, Aquifoliales, Aquifoliaceae.